CUUCAAACGUACGAAAUUUGCGGGAAAACUUCAUUCAUACUUGCGAUUUUCAGUGCUCUAGGCUGCUGGUUCGUAUCAGAUUUCGUCGCAUUGUUUAAUUAUUAUAGGGUUUUGAGUUACGGCGAUAAGACAACCAACGGACUGUGCAAAGUGUGAAAAUGGUGUUUAAAUCGAACAAGAUGUACGUCUUCAAGCGAGACGGUCGCAAGGAGGAGGUACAUCUGGACAAAAUCACUUCCCGUAUCCAGAAGCUCUGCUACGGCUUAAAUAUGGACUUUGUCGAUCCGGUUGCCAUUACCCUGAAAGUCAUCAACGGACUGUACUCCGGCGUAACGACGCAAGAGUUGGACAACCUGGCCGCCGAAACGGCUGCCACGCUAACCACGGAACACGCCGAUUACGCUAUCCUGGCUGCUCGACUGGCCGUGUCAAAUUUGCACAAGGAAACGAAGAAGCAUUUUUCCGAUGUAAUGCACGACCUGUACACGAUGGAGAAUGAACAUCUCGGAAUAAAAAUGCCCAUGAUUUCGGACUUCCACUACAAGGUGAUCAUGGAUAACGCCGACCGGUUGAAUUCGGCCAUCAUCUACGAUCGUGAUUUCGGCUACAAUUACUUCGGUUUCAAAACGCUCGAACGGUCGUAUCUGCUUAAAAUCAAGGGCAAGAUUGCCGAACGACCCCAGCACAUGUUGAUGCGGGUGUCGAUUGGAAUUCACGGCGAAAACAUCGACGCCGCCAUCGAAACGUACAAUCUGCUGUCGGAGCGAUAUUUCACUCACGCAUCGCCUACUCUGUUUGCGGCAGCCACUCGCCGGCCCCAGCUGUCUUCCUGUUUCCUGCUGACGAUGAGCGAGGACAGUAUCGAAGGGAUCUACGAAACGUUGAAGCAAUGUGCACUGAUAUCGAAAUCGGCCGGAGGAAUUGGUUUGAAUGUACACUGUAUCCGGGCGAAGGGAACCUACAUCGCUGGAACGAAUGGCAUUUCCAACGGGUUGAUUCCGAUGCUGAGAGUUUACAACAACACUGCUAAGUAUGUGGAUCAGGGUGGAAAUAAGAGACCGGGAGCGUUUGCCAUCUACUUGGAACCGUGGCACGGCGAUGUGUUUGAGUUCUUGGAUUUAAAGAAAAACACGGGAGCGGAAGAUGUUCGGGCUAGAGAUAUGUUCUAUGCGCUGUGGAUACCGGAUUUGUUCAUGCAACGGGUGGAGGCUAAUGAGGACUGGAGCUUGAUGUGUCCGCACGAUUGUCCGGGGUUGUCGGAAACAUGGGGCGAAGAGUUCGAGAAACUUUACACCGGUUAUGAGAAGCAGGGUCGCUUUAUCCGUAAGGUCAAAGCUCAGGACCUAUGGUUUGCCAUCAUUGAAUCGCAGGUGGAAACUGGAGUGCCUUACAUGCUCUAUAAGGAUGCUUGUAACCGAAAGAGCAAUCAGCAGAACGUUGGAACCAUCAAGUGUUCCAAUUUGUGCACGGAAAUUGUGGAGUACUCUUCCAAGGACGAGAUUGCCGUGUGCAACCUAGCUUCCAUCGCCCUGAAUAUGUUCGUGAAACCGGACAAAACGUAUGAUUUCCAGAAACUGAAAGCCGUGGCCAAGACUGUCACCAAAAAUCUCAACAAAAUAAUCGACAUCAACUUCUACCCGGUUCCGGAAGCUCAGCGUUCGAACAUGCGCCAUCGCCCCAUCGGAAUAGGCGUCCAGGGACUGGCCGAUGCGUUCAUUCUAAUGCGAUACCCUUACGACAGCGAGGAAGCACAGAAGCUGAACCAGCAAAUUUUCGAAACCAUCUACUACGGUGCACUGGAAGCCAGCUGUGAGCUGGCGGAAACGGAAGGCACCUACGAAACGUACGACGGAUGUCCAGUUAGCAAAGGUAUUCUCCAAUACGACAUGUGGAACAAAGAACCGACCGAUUUGUGGGAUUGGGCGGUACUGAAGGAAAAAAUUGCCAAACAUGGAAUUCGAAACUCGUUGCUGCUGGCACCGAUGCCAACGGCUUCGACUGCGCAGAUCCUCGGUAAUAACGAAUCGUUCGAACCGUACACCUCCAACAUCUACAACCGUCGCGUGCUGUCAGGGGAAUUUCAGGUUGUCAACCAUCACCUGCUGAAGGAUCUCACCGAACUUGAUCUCUGGGAUGACGAAAUGAAAAACAAAAUCAUCGGCAGCAACGGGUCGAUCCAAGGCUUCGAAGAAAUCCCAAAAGAAAUCCGUGAUCUGUACAAAACCGUUUGGGAAAUUUCCGUUAAAACCAGCAUCAAGAUGGCCGCUGAUCGGGGUGCCUUCAUCGAUCAAUCACAAUCAUUCAACAUUCACGUCGCCGAACCGAACUAUGGCAAACUGACCUCGAUUCACUUCUACGGCUGGAAGAUGGGUCUGAAGACGGGAAUGUACUAUCUGCGUACGAAACCGGCAGCCAGUGCGAUUCAGUUUACCGUUGAUAAGAGUAAACUGGCCGCCGACUCGAAUCGGUUGAACAGUAGCGUCGGAGGGGCUAGCACGUCGUCUGCGGUGAAGAUGAACGGUACCAGUAGCACACCAAGGAAGAUGGCUAAUGGGGAUGUUUCGGCGUCCGGUGCCGAUAUGCCGCAGAUGGAUGGUUCGUUUGCUGAACGUAACCGGCGCAUGGCUGAGAUGGUGUGUUCGCUGGAGAAUAAAGAAGACUGCAUGAUGUGUGGGUCAUAAGUCUUACGCCUAAGUUGGGCAUGGUUCCUGGUUUAUUUUGUAGAUUUGUUUUGAAUCCAGAGUUUUACAUAUACUUAGUUUUUAGAAUUUAUUUGCUACAUCUUUGUGUUACGUAUUAGGUUAAGGUCAUUUUAUACAGAAACAAUUCAUCAUUUA
Messenger RNA from Topomyia yanbarensis, 2837 nucleotides. It is a transcript of the gene RnrL, whose product is annotated as ribonucleoside-diphosphate reductase large subunit. Gene Ontology annotation, molecular function: ribonucleoside-diphosphate reductase activity, thioredoxin disulfide as acceptor; ATP binding. The transcript has 5 exons. The coding region runs from base 159 to 2681 and encodes 840 amino acids. Lineage: Eukaryota; Metazoa; Arthropoda; Insecta; Diptera; Culicidae. The record is from RefSeq and is a predicted model, not a curated record. Gene Ontology annotation, cellular component: ribonucleoside-diphosphate reductase complex. Gene Ontology annotation, biological process: deoxyribonucleotide biosynthetic process; DNA replication.